UUCCCAGCGAUCCCUUACAAGAAGAAGAUUCUGAUUCUGCAUUUUUCAAUUAUGUAGUAUGUUGUAGUUUAGUGUCUUCUGCGUCUACCACGAUGGAAGAUCAGAUGCCUGGUAAACAUUCGUGAAGUUUAGAACAGCGAUAGCUUUUUGAAUACAUAGAAUUCGACAUAAAUGAUAUCUCUUGUGUCUAAUCUGCCUGAUAUUUUUGAUGCGAUGUAAGUGGAGGUAAAGGAUCACAGCCGAUGCCGAAAGCGACGAGUUAACGAAAGCGUCUGUGCGGCCGACGGGACCAAUUAUGACCUGCCGGAAGUGGCGACGACGAAGAGAAGCAGAAAUCCUCGCAAUUUGUACAGGAGCUGGGCUUUUUACUCUUUGUGGUGGACCGUCUCUACGGUAGGUUUUAGGCUGAGCUGCUCCUCUCGUCUCGGCUCUUCCAUGCUAAAAAAUGGAGGACCCGGCUGAGGAGGUGGCAUUCGAAGAUGACGAUGUGCGCAGCAUAGCCUCUGACUUGUCUAGUUCAGAUUCAGAAGAACGUGGACAAGCAAAAAACGAAGGACAAGAAGAAGACACUCCAAAAAACAAUGGCGAUGGCACAACAAGGUCGCCGUGGAACAAAACCAGGUUGUCUCCUGUUGUGGACGCAGCUGCGGCAGAGCAUCUUCCUGAUGAAGCAGGAGCGGAAAGAAGACUGCAGGAUGCUGCAAAUGAAGUAGCUUCAACACCAAAAAUAGAAGAUGUAGAGGAUGCGACAAUAAAGACUGAUGUUGUCGUGGUUGGCGUUGGGUCUUCUGUAGCUGUCCCUUCUUCUACAAGUGGCGUGUCGUCCACUGUCGACCACCACAGCGGAAAAGGCAAUCAGCAAAACAAGGGCCAACUUGCACCUUCUUCGCGUUCUCGGUUUCCCGCUCCACCUGGAGGCGGGAAACCGUACGUCGCGCCUGGACCAGGGCCGUCGCACAGAAGCAGAUUCCCGAUAAUACCCAAACCCGCACCACCAGUCGCGAUAGUUGAUGACGAUGAUGAUGACUUGCUGGACCUCAUGGAGGCGAAGGAAAGCGGCGACAAGAACGCGAUCAUCACGGUUAAAGCAUCCUCAAGAUUUCCUGAUAGCCCCAUUCUAGGCGCAACAACAUCCCGCUUCGCUACCCGCAAUCACACAUCUGCGUCGUCAAGAGGCUACAGAGGCGGGCCACCUCCUCGAAAGGAAGAGCUGUCAACAUUUCCAACUUUCAAUAACCGUGGAGGUGGAAGUAGAGCAAAUAGAUCUUCACCUAUUUUGCGAGCAAGAGACGAUCACGAUGAUGUGAAUGAGGAAUUGCUGCAGCCUAGCUUGAGUGACGAUGGUGCGUUGAACAUUAUUGAAGAGGACGACGCAACGCCAACGGAACGGCCUCGCAAAAGCCCCGAAUGCAGGGCUUUGCCGCAUCACCAGUUGGGUCCUUUCGAUGCUCCUUCUGCUGCCAGACCUCCACUCCAUGCGUCUUCAAGUCGUGGGAUUCCACUACAGAGCCUGUACGACAUAAUGCCUGCAGCACCUCCUGCUGCUCAUCCGCCAGCAUUGCAGACAAAUCUCCCGCCUGGAACCUACGUCGUUGUUCACGAUACACCGGUUUUAGAUCCGAUGCAGUUACAGCAAUUUUCAUCAAUGCACCCUGCUGCUGUGUCUUCUAGUACAACAUCACUAAGCAGGAGAGUGGUGCACCAUCAAGGCGAGGACGAGGACGAGCCGCUUGAUAUAGAUGAGGAGUUGUCCGCAAGUAGCGGUCUCGACGAUGGUACAACGGGAUUCGCUGCUGGUCAUUUUGGCUUUGGAGGGGUGGAUGAGCAACUCCCACUACUCGCGCUGGAGGAAGAAGCUAUGAAUAACAGCAACUACAAAGCGAGUCCGUUCGACGUGCAGGCACCAUUGUCCACUGGUCCGCGUGCAGGCUGUACUUUGUUUUGCGACGAAGACCCGUUUUGGAAAGGUUUUCUGGGUCGUGAUCUUACUCGCACCGAGCCUGACUGGCUUGCGAGCGUCUACCCACGGUUGCGGCCCUUGCUCCGAGGCAGAGCUGAGCUUCGGGAACACGAAAAGCAGCGGUUGCUGUGGGAGGCUAGGCAACAGGGCACAAAUACUUCCUCCUCUUCAACAUCUGCAACAACAACUUCUGCGCUCAAUAAAAGUAAGCAAGUAGCGGGUGGCAGAGGACUUGGUAUGAGUGCAAUAUGUCCUGCGGAGAUAGCGAAGAAACCCCUGGUUUUAGCCCUUGACCUCGAUGAGUCUUCCGCGACUGAUGGCGGUCCAGGUGGUCCUGACUCAGGUGGAUUUCUAUCGCCGAGCAGAGCAGGAUCUUACAAAGGGGCAAAUGGCUUCACAGGUUCAGCGUCGUCGCUAUAUCCGACAAAAGGAGGUUCGGUUACUAGACCUUCAGGGCUCAAGGGUGCGUACCUUGCGGACUAUCAUGGCGAAGGUACUCCCUCAUCUUCAAGAACAGGGCACCUUGACGCGGCUGCUUUUGGCUCGGGACCACCAGGACAGCUACACCAACAGCAGCAUUAUCUUCAACAUUUUCCCCAUGCUCCACCAGGAGGUGCGAAAGAUUCCAAAGGGAGUUCUUUCAGUCCUGCUGAGAUAGAUCAUCAUGACCACCAGCGUUGGCAUCCUUACGGCGGCGCAUCGAAGUCAUCUAGCACAGCAUUGGUCGGACACUAUAAAGGAAGCGUUCCUGCUCCUCUUUCAUCAAUCUCUAGCGGACCCUACUCAGGUAUGAAAGGCGCAAAUGCAACGGCAGUAGAAACAAACAAGGGGCCACCACCUGCUGGACCGCCAGGUUUCUCAAAUGGCCAAACAGCAGGCAAGGGCCCAAUCGGCGUUACGCCGAAGCCCCCGACAGCAGUGCCGCCAGGCGCAUUAAUAGCUCCCCCUCCGGGUGGUGGCAAAAAUAUGAAGGACGGGAAGAGCAUGGUAGACAUGAAAGGCGGGGGUCCUCCGCAUCCCGUUGGUGCGAAGGGAGCUGACGCACCAGGAAUCGAGAAAGGUGGACUCCUGAUCGGUCCACCUCCAGGCGCAGUACCAGUUCCAAGCUUCGCUGCUGCAGUUGCACGACGGGCAAUAUCUCCAACCAGCAAAGACAACGGAGGACAGCAUAGUGGAGGUAUACUUCUGAAAGGCAAUGGCAAGGGAGCCAAAGGCAAGCCGGUGUCACCACCAGGAGUAUUCCAACCGCUCAUGCCUAGGCAAGAAGGCUUGCUCCCGCCAGCACAGCAUAUGGUUGAAUCAAGUGGUUGAACCAAGUGACCUACAUACUACCUUUUCGUCCCCAAAACAUAAUGUCUUCGUGCAACCCCGAUGAGGUUCAUGUAAGUACGCUGCAGAGAUACCAUUCUCUGUCGGGUAUGACUUUCCUUUGUUUCUCCGCUGACGCAUAAUCCUUGAAGACUCACGUUGAACUCUCCACUCGCCUUUUUUUUACGUGACGCCCUUCACUUCAUUCAUCUAGCGAGGAGCACGGUUUUGCUAGACAGUGAUGUGACCAACCGUUCACGUGGACUUUUCAAGUCGUUAGCUACGUCAUCAUUCAAAUCUCUUCUCCUCUACACGAUCUUCAGGACGCGCUUUGUCGUUCAAAGAACAAGCACCCUCAAAAUUCGUGUGGUUAUAUCCCUUUCUUUCUCUCGUGUU
This is a messenger RNA of Amoebophrya sp. A25, 3664 nucleotides long. The record is from the annotation of a GenBank genome assembly. NCBI's taxonomy places the organism in Eukaryota, Dinophyceae, Syndiniales, Amoebophryaceae.